UUUAGACCGAGUCUUGCCAGCCAGUCUAGUCAGCUGGGCCGUUCCCGCCAACUCUGCACUCCGUACGUGCAACAUGUCACCUAGAACUCCGAGUCAGGAAUGUGACCGUGUAUAACUCUAUCUCUGUACUGUAGCAUGGUAUGGACGACAGCGACUGCUCUGAAGUGACGUUUGACGACCUGGGAUGGGACUGCUUCUUCCCGUGCCUCCCCGAGAAGGGAGUGGACCUGUCCGGGAUCUACGUCAUCAACCCGGCCGGGCCGCGGAGAUGGCAGGAGGAGGAGGAGGGGGAACAGAGCAGCAGUGAAGACGAGGACGUUGACCCCGUCACCCGAGCGCUCCCGCUGAAGUCGUACCUGAUCUCCGAGGUGGGCGGGGCGACAGCGACGCCAGGCGAACCUCAGUGGUACUGCCAGGAUGAAGGUAACCUGGACGACUUUGACUGGGACAACUACGUCCCGGCUCGCCUGGGUCGCUACAAACCCACGUACGCCUUCGUCCUAACUCAUGGUCAUGGUCACAACCCCAGUCUGUAUUACGACAAGGACACUCCGCUUUACGACAACCGCCGCGAUUACGGCAGUAAAGACGGCCCAUUUUGCGGCAGCUUCCCGACCUACAGCGCCUGCGCACCGCACUACAACACAGUUGCCAUAGAGCCGCGCGACGCCAGGUCAGGGAACUGUUACGUUUACGAGAACUUCGAGGCGGAAAACGGACGACAAAAUGUCCUCAGGACCGUGAACCCCCAAUACCUGAUGUUCCCGCCACCAGAGGAGCUGUACCAGUCUUUUAACAAAGCUACAGGUGGUGCCAACAACACCCGCCCCCAAAAUCAUUAUAAACACAAAUACCAAACGGGUAACUCCAAGCAUUCCUUUGCAAGUCAGAAAACUAGAUUCGGUGACAACAUAGGUAACAAGAAAACCGAGAGACACAGCAGUAGUAGUAGUAGUAGAACGACAGUGAAUCAGAGCAGCAAAUUUGCUGUUUCAAGUGGCAAAGUGAAUCCAGAAAGUAGUUUUAGGUUGAAAAGCAGACCCGACACGAGUACUAGCUGGACUAAGUCUCUCUCGCGAACGAAUUCGCCUGGUUUAGAUGGUUCAACGUCGAGUAACGUUACAAAACUUGGCCAAGAAACCAACAACAAGGAGAACAGAGGCAACCGCCCUCCAGAAAACCCUGUAGAAUCAGAUCGGAACCGUAACGUCACAACGAAAAGCCAUCAGAACGCACCUCCAGAGGGAAAAAGACGGCGAGUCCGUCGCUUCUUUCUCGGAUACAUGAAGACCUCAGACUCGCUAAACGACAUCAAAGAAGCUAUCUACAGCCACGCUAGAGAAAAGGGAGUGGAGCUAACCUACGUGCGAAUGAUGAAGAACGAAAGACAAGGCGUCGUCUUUGCUAGAGUGAACGUCGCUAUCGAACAGGCCAACAUUGUUCUGCAAGAGAACUUUUGGCCGUCGGAUAUGAUAUUUAGACCGUGGCUGUCCAAAGCAAAGUAUAAAGAACAGGGAGGUACUACUACUACUAGGAUGCCCCACAUUGAAGAGGAACAUGCGUUAGAAGUUUCUUGUUAAACAAGACGACAAAUGUUAUCAUUAUCAUCGUUGUGUUACAUGUAUUAAACGAGACGUUAUACGGAUCCAUUUUAUUACAUGUUACAGAAAU
Molecule: messenger RNA, 1671 nt
Organism: Branchiostoma belcheri (Belcher's lancelet)
Lineage: Eukaryota; Metazoa; Chordata; Leptocardii; Amphioxiformes; Branchiostomatidae
Exons: 4
Coding region: 141-1580 (479 amino acids)
Source: RefSeq, a predicted model, not a curated record